This is a messenger RNA of Bipolaris zeicola 26-R-13, 531 nucleotides long. RefSeq lists its product as uncharacterized. NCBI's taxonomy places the organism in Eukaryota, Fungi, Ascomycota, Dothideomycetes, Pleosporales, Pleosporaceae. Bases 1 to 531 code for a protein of 176 amino acids. The record is from RefSeq and is a predicted model, not a curated record. The transcript is spliced from 3 exons.
AUGGCCGCCAACGGCCCUGGACUGCGCCCUCUCCUCUCUCUGCCACGACGACUGUCUCUGUCUCCCAUCAAAUGCAUUACAUGGCGACGUCCUGUCUGCUCAGGUACCGCCGCCCGCCUCUUUGUGGCAUCGCCUCGUCAUCGCCCAGACGUGUUCGCCUGGCCAGCCUGCAGCGUGGAUCCGGCGACGUGUCGAGAGGGCUCAACAACAGUAGUAGCAGCAUCGUGGUGCUUGCUAAACACGUUGGCAGCAGAGACGGCUAUUGUGUGCUAUUCAUUAUACUGCACACAGACUGGUCGUAUACACACUCGUCCGUCGUCCAUGUCCACCGCCUCAAGUGGUCAGGCAGCCACGGCCCGGCCCAAUCAGGAGGCGGCGAGCAAAGAGUGGUGUUGGGGCUUGGCGGCAGAUGGCCACGGUCAUGUUGCUUCUCUUCGCACUGGCAGCCCUCAGGUUCGCGCCUGGCCAGCCCAAGCACAUGUCGAGCAGUGCGUGACUUGGAUGCCCGGCCCUAGGCAUGUCAUGGACUAG